AAACCAUUUGGUAGUCAGUCCCCAGAUAUGAGCGGUGACUGUGAAUGGAUCAGUUGGUUAUCAUCCAACGCGAGCCGUAUGUUUGAAUGCAAUUAUUGGCCAAAACUAGUCUUUAGAUCAUCACUGCAAAGAUCUAACUGUCAAUCAAAGUCUUGUUUAGUAACAAAAUGCAAACAAUCAGCGCAUCGAUUGCCACAAAACUCUGUGUUAUUAACACUGAUAAUCAAAUCAUUGCUAUUUAUUAAUUUAUUUCUUAUACCAAUUACGAGUCAUGCCUUCCGAGUGCCAUAUCGUUACCCACAUUAUCCUCUCUUUCAUAAAGAGCUCAUCAAUAAUUCACCCAUCGCCGGUCCGGCACCCAAUGAGGUGGUCAGUGUUGAGCUGUUUCCUAGAGAUAAUGCAAAGACACACCACACGUCUCAAUACGAAAUUGUCAAUAAUAUCAACCCAUCGCUUGUCAUCCGAAGAGGAGAUCCUUUUUAUUUGGCGCUUCGACUUAACGGACCGUAUGAUCAAAGUCGUGACAAAAUUAGACUUGAAUUUAUGUUUGGUCCUCGUCCACAGAUAGGAAAGGGAACUCUAAUAUAUUUACCCAUUUCUAACAACAAAGACUUUACCAAAGACUCGAGCAAAUGGGACGCCCGAAGUCAUCACAUCGAUGGCAAUCAAUUGACAAUUCAUGUGCACCUUCCGGCCAAUGUGGCCGUCGGGAUAUGGAAGCUAAGGGUCAGUACUAAACAACAGGGAUCCAGAAAUAUCAGAUCGUUUGAUGUCAAAGAAAAUAUUUAUGUUCUGUUCAAUGCCUGGAAUAAAGAUGACGGUGUGUUUCUACCCGAUGAUACCAAGCGUCGGGAGUAUGUCCUCAACGAUGUCGGCAAAAUUUAUAUUGGAUCGCACUCUAAACCUAAGGGAAGACAAUGGAUUUAUGGACAGUUUGCCGAUUCAGUACUUCCGGCGGUAAUGUUUAUGAUGGAAAAGACUCGUCUCGACUACUCUGCUCGGGCUAAUCCAGUCAAAGUGGUCAGAUCGGUAGCCGCAAUGGUCAAUAGUCACGAUGAUAAUGGAUUAUUAGUGGGUAAUUGGUCGGGUAAUUAUAAUGAUGGUAACGCUCCGUGGCAAUGGACGGGUAGUGCACCUAUUUUUGAACAAUAUUUGAGAUCUAAUGGCGAGCCAAUCAAAUUUGGUCAGUGCUGGGUAUUUGCCGGCUCUACUACAACAAUGAGUAGAGCAUUGGGAAUACCCGCCCGAACCAUAACAAACUUUGUAUCAGCUCAUGACACGGAUGACAGUCUUACAGUCGAUAAGUUUUUUACCAAAGAUGGAGAACCUAUUUCUGAUGUCAAUUCAGACUCCAUCUGGAAUUUCCACGUUUGGACUGAUGUUUGGAUGUCAAGACCCGAUUUACCACCGGGUUAUGGGGGCUGGCAGGUGAUUGACGCCACACCACAAGAGUCAAGUGAUGUCAGUGGUCUCUAUCAAACAGGCCCGGCAUCGCUAGAGGCCAUACGUAAGGGGGAGGUCGGUAUGGCAUAUGACGUGCCGUUUGUGUUCGCUGAAGUGAACUCGGAUGUCGUGCACUGGCAGUUGGACGAAACCAGUGAACUCGGAUGGAGAAAAAUCAAGACCAAUAAAUACCAUGUCGGUCGAAAAUUGUUUACUAAAAGAGUUGGAGUCGAUAGUGAUUACGGCGGCAUUUCUGACGCCGAAGAUAUCACUGCCUUAUAUAAGUUCAAAGAGGGAACAGAAGAAGAACGUAUGGCUGUCCUCAAUGCUGCCAGAGGUGCCGGAUUAUCGUUUCUAUUUGAGUUACCUCAGCCCGGAAAAGAAGACAUUGAAUUUGAUUUGUUGGACAUCGAGAAAGUGAUUAUUGGAAAUCCAUUCUACAUUCAGGUGGAAAUGACUAACAGAGUGGGCAGUGUUAGGACAGUCACAUUGUCGCUGUCGUGCAAUAGUUUUUAUUUGACCGGAAUAUUGGCCCGAAAAAUCAAACAGGACAGACAAAUCAUUGUAUUACAACCCUAUCAAAAGGAAGUAUUUAGAAUUCGUGUCAAUUCUGAUGAUUAUAUCGACAAAUUGGUUGACUAUUCAAUGAUGAAGAUCUAUGCGAUCGCAACGGUUAAAGAGACACAACAGACGUGGAGUGAAGAAGACGACUUCAGUAUAGAGAAACCACAGCUUCAUAUCAAUACCAGAGGAGACAUAGUUGUCGGCAGAGAGUAUGGUCUGGAAAUACAAAUGACAAAUCCUAUUAAUCGUGUCUUAACUGACUGUGCCUUCACUAUUGAGGGUCCGGGUAUUACCCGUCCCAUGCAAAUCAAAUUUAGAGACAUACAACCCGGAGAAUCGAUUGCACAUUCACUUAGAUUUGUACCACAAAGACCCGGUCCGCGGACUAUAGUCGUUGUCUUCCAUUCCCGACAACUGAUUGAUGUCGUGGGCAGUAAACCAGUGAAUGUAAUCGCCUGAGACCUACAUAUACUCUCAACAUUUACACCUCUCUAUCCUUUUAUUAUUGCCUUUCCUAAUGUCAUACAAUUGUCUUAUUGUGCAAAACUGCAAGUUUGCAAACAAUUUAAACAAAUACGGUAACUAUCUAUUGAUUACCCAUAUGUUAAAAAAGGCACUGUUUGUUAAAUACAACAAACAAUAUUGAAAUUUUAAAUGACUGCCAUUUAAAUGAAUUGAUUGGUAACAAACAUAUCUUUCACAUUAUAAACACACAUAUGUUUUGGUGACCGUGGCCUCAAACAGGUCUCAAAUAAUAUAAGAUAUUUAAACUGCCAAAACUUACCUAUGAUAUAUUGCAAUAUAUUUUAUAAUAAUUUAUACAAUUAUUUAAAUACCA
This is a messenger RNA of Oppia nitens, 2845 nucleotides long. RefSeq names its product hemocyte protein-glutamine gamma-glutamyltransferase-like. The record is from RefSeq and is a predicted model, not a curated record. Gene Ontology annotation, molecular function: protein-glutamine gamma-glutamyltransferase activity. Gene Ontology annotation, biological process: peptide cross-linking. NCBI's taxonomy places the organism in Eukaryota, Metazoa, Arthropoda, Arachnida, Sarcoptiformes, Oppiidae. The transcript has 9 exons. The coding region runs from base 28 to 2466 and encodes 812 amino acids.